AUGCCCGUAAUAUCAGAGCGUACAAAGUUGGAUCAGGACCUCCUCAACCUUGAUGACGGUUCAGAAGAACAACCUAGGAAAAGAUCACCGGUUCGCAGGAGUCAAGGAAGGAACAGGAGAAGAAAUGAGAAGACCGGUCAGACACUGGAGGAAACCAAUACACACACAUCAGCGACUCAGGAAUUGAACUCGCCGCCUUCUCUGCUUUCUCAACAGCACAAUCCCAUUUACACUCCACAAGUGGAUUUGACUAGCAAUCUUGACCCCUCUCUAGAGGCAUAUAGCGACUCUACUCGAGAGCAACGAUCCAGCUCACCCAAAGACUCGACCGCUGAUUGGGCUCGAAAGGUUCCUUAUGGCCGUAGUCCGCCGCAUGGCAGAGCCAUUGGCUUAGCUGGAUCUCCCACUCAAUAUGAAGGGAGCCGGGGAGGCUUUGGCCAUGCCUCCCCUCCUACAUCACCCAGGAAUGCCUAUCGUCAACCUUAUCACCGGAAGCCUGAGUACCAAGCCUUUAGCGGGCUUUCGGGGGCUUCACCACCAAAUGCUAGACCACCGUCGAUGUACUCUACUAAUACCCAACACCCUACGCUGGUAAAUCGGCCCCCAGCACACUCCUUUGCCAGCCGGGAUGUGGAAUUUGGAAUCGCCAGGGCAAAUGCAGGAAAAGUCCUUCCAAGAGGUCGCCAGUGCUAUGUAUUCGAUACUCUAUCUUCCCCAGGCCCCAACAAUCCUUCAACAGAGCAAGACGUUUUGCUUGUCGGAUGUGACUGUGGUCUUGAUAUUUACAACGUUAACAAGUCACACUUCGUUCCCAUUGGCUACUUAAGUGGCCUACGAGGACAAGUCAUUGGAGCCACAACCUUGCCAUACUUUCCUGCAGAAAGCAUGAAAGCUUCUAUGCAUCCACUGGUGGCUGUAGUCGUUCAUGGUCUGUACCAACCUACGAGCGUCGAAAUAGGGCACGACACUCAAGAACAUACUCAUGAUGAAUUUGAGCCCUCAGAAUCCAUGCUCCAAGCUCUGGAAGAUGUUGAUAUACAAUACUAUCAGACGACAGUAGAUAUAUACUCUCUCAGCAAAGGCGAGUAUAUCACAACACUCUAUUCGAGCCCAAAGAUUGAAGUGUCACAACCUCUAGCGUAUGGAGCCGAGGCCAAUGCACCACCACCCGUUGGGGGCUUAUAUGUUCAAGCCCAAGGUAAGUUCGUCAUUAUUAGCUCAGGCGUAAGCGGUGAAGUAUUUGUCUUCGAGAGGCUUUCUUCGAGCAAAGAUCUUGAGAAUUCUGGAUUCCGAUGCAUCGGAAAAACUUGGACGAAAAUCUCGUCGAAGCAGAUCAGGAGCAUGUCUGUGUCCUCACGUGAAUCGGGACACGUGUCUGAGGACGAUGACCGUGAAACACCGGCAGGCCUACCCAUCCUCUCCCUCAGUGCGCGCUGGCUUGCUGUCUCUUCUCCUGCGUCUUCUUCUCAGACCUCAAUCCACGGCCGGGUUGGUAUGACGCAGGGUCGGAAAUUCCCUGGAGAAUCAACACACGCUUCACUUGCAGAGCCUCCGAUUACUUGUGAGCUGGACAUGCCGGAAGCAGAGAGCUUGUUGAAUCGAAUGGCACGCGAUGCCACCCAAGAGUUCGUGAAAGGAGCUCGGUGGGUUGGUAAACAGGGCCUCCAAGCGUGGAGCAGGUAUUGGGCAAAGCCAACUGAGCCCAGCGCUACGUUACCAAAUUUAUCUCCUCCACGUAGUCACACUACAAAUCCAUCCGCUCAACAUUUCCCACCAACCCAUGCUCAGGAGCAUACAGGCGGACGAACGAAAACUUCCCCAGCGCUGGUUUCCGUCAUUGAUCUUGAUAAGCUAUCACAGAGUCAGCAUUUGAAGGAGGCGAAUGCUUUGCAGCCAAUUGCAACUUUUACGAUUCCAGGUGGGUGCAGCAUUAUGUCAUUUGCUCCCACCGGCCUCUUGCUCUUUACAGCCAGUACCAAAGCGGAUAUACAGCAGGUGUGGGACCUCACGCGCGUUAUUCAUGGAGAGAUCAGCCGUCUAGCAGACAUUAUCAAAGGUCCCAGUAUUCGAGAAGUGGCUCGCUUCACUCGAAUGACGGAAGCACGGCUUGUAGAUAUUGCUUGGACGACUCCCAACGGUAGGAAAUUGGCUGUCGUUAGUGACAACGGUACAGUCCAUGCAUACAGCUUACCAUCCACCGCUGCUGUCUGGCCUCCCGUGCGCAAAGUGCAGCCCUCCGCAAAGAAUGUCGGCGGUGAUGGCAGGUCGACCAGUCAAGAACCUGCAUCAGCCCAGCCAGAGUCCUCUCGCGGGUCCAUUAAUUCCACUUUUGAAAUGCUCACAGGCAAGACGAACGCAGGUGCAGGCAGUUCAUUCGCUGCACUUGGCGGCUUUGCCUCACAAGCUAGCGCUCAAACUGGCAGAACUGUGGCAGCAAGUAUCAAUCGAUCAUUCACAGCAGCAGCGACUGGGACUGUCAAUACGUUGCGACACUUGGGUGAAAAUAGAAUAAGUCUGCCAGGCUCCUCGAGAUCUGUUGGGGUCGGAUGCAUCAGCUGGUUCAGCCAACGAGCUGGAGAUGAAUUGUCCCUUGCUGUGACGGGCUCAGGGUACAUUCGAGUCUAUACGAUCCGUCAAAGCCAUCAUUCGAAGGCUACCAAACGCCGUCCUUCCACGCUGGGCAGCAAGCCUUCUGAAUAUUCCAUACCGAAGCGACAUAGAGGUCAGUCCGGGGCGAUGCAAGGACCGCCGUCGCCUGGCUCAUUCUGGCGUGCACUCGAAGAUCGGCCAAACUCUCGAGGGCCGCAGCAGAGUGUGCAUCCCUUGUCACAUGCUGAGAUUGAGACUCAUGCGCCAUACCAACCUUUUCAUACUGAUGGACGGGUCAACUUUUUCAUCUAUGAUGGCGAGAAGAUUCAACAGAGCAGAGGUUAUGAGGCUGACGGAGCACCAUGGGUGUUUGGCGACGAGAUUGCGGCGACCAGAGUUGGCCUUGGUAGCAACGCGAAUGAGGCAGAUGAAAGCAAUGCUGACGGGGGACUAAUAGGUCAGAUGGACAACAUUUCCAAAGACGAAGGCAAUGGCAAUGUGCAGGACGAACAGCAGAUUUUGGUUACGACACGGCGCAAGCGACAGAGAAAGGUAGACGCGGCGGCGAAUGAGAAUGGGGAUUUUUUCGAAGACGACCUCGAGUUUGUAGAUUUCGCACAUGAGCGGGUGUAA
Molecule: messenger RNA, 3222 nt
Organism: Bacidia gigantensis
Lineage: Eukaryota; Fungi; Ascomycota; Lecanoromycetes; Lecanorales; Ramalinaceae
Exons: 2
Coding region: 1-3222 (1073 amino acids)
Biological process (GO): response to starvation; autophagy
Cellular component (GO): cytoplasm
Molecular function (GO): protein binding
Source: RefSeq, a predicted model, not a curated record